CCAAAAUCCAGCCCAAGGUCCGCUUCCCAAAGAGGGCCUACAGGCCGCCCCGGAGCAAGGGCUCCGCCCUCUGCAGGACCCCAGGUACCGCCCCCCCCCGCCGCACUCAAGUCCCCCGCCGACAUCGUGAAGGAGGUUCUGAUGAGCAGCUCCGAGGGCCCCCACACCGUCGGGUCCCCAUCGCACCCUGGGGCCAUCGUGCCUCCAGAGUUCGCUUCACCUCAGCAGGCUCACGCUCUCAUGCACCAGCUCCAGGAGGACUACAACAGACUGCUCACCAAGUACGCAGAGGCGGAAAACACUAUAGACAGACUGCGUCUGGAGGCCAAGGUGAACCUGUACUCGGACCCCCCCAAGCCCAGGCAUUCUGUACACUUGGCCACCAUCAGCAUGGGUUCAAAGGCUGUAAAGCUGAACUUUCCCCGAGCUCAGAGGGCUGAGCUUGGCCACACCGCAGACCCAAUGCACCUCUCAGACCUCAGAUCAGACAGGACAGAUGGUGCCUUUUCCUCCUCCGAGGCCUCUCCCCCAUCCCGAAUCCUGGACCACCCAGCAUGGCAGCUUUUGACCGAGGCUCUUACGGGGCAGUCUGACAGCUUCCGGACGCAGGUUGACUGCUUUGAAGACUUUGUCAAGAAUGGAAAACUGACGCCCUUUCAGCAGAUGGAGGGCUUGUCGGACCUGGCCAGGGGGCUCGACGCCCUGGAGAGGGGUUACCUGCAGGCUCGGGAUGAGCACCGGGUCCUACAGCAACACAGCAGGGAGCCUCAGGCCUUUGAUCCAGGCAGGGAGCUAGAGGGGUGGAUCUUCCAUUUGGGGAUGCGUCUGGAGGUGCUGAGGGAACAGGUGGGGCAGACUGCAUCCGACCAGCCUCACCUCAGUUCCUCGUGUCCCCCACCUUCAGAACCCGAUCCUUUCUCGGUCCCAUACCACAGGAAAAGCCCCCCUCCUGUCCCCAAGACCCCCACAAUCCCCACGGAGACCGGGGCCAUGAGCCCUUUGAGUGAGGAGGCGGGGCCACAGUCUGCUGCCCUCCAUCCCAAGCUGUGGAUGAAGCAGCAGCAAGCAGAGUGUGAUUUCAGCAAUCUGUCGGACCAUUACCAGCGUUCCAAGGAGCUGCCUGGACUGCUGGACGUAUGCCGAGAGUCUGAGGUCAGAGGCAGAGCUGUAAUGCACCCUUCGGUUUUGGGGGCUGACAUGGCAUGCAGAGGAAAAGGCAGGGUGGCAAGCCAGGAGAGCGAAGAGAGUAUACCCUCAGCGCAGCUGAAGGAGACUGGGGGGGUACAGUCAGGUCUACCUCCUGCACACACCAGCAGGAGCCUGGAGAACCACUUCCCACAGCCCCUCCCUCACCCCCACCCCCGGGGUCUGGACCGGUCCGGGGGCAUGGCCACCCAUGGCAACAAGCUACAGAGUGGACACAGAAGAGCACCCCCUCUGGAUGGGAUCGUCUCACCAGAGACAGACAGCGGCUUUGUGGGCUCUGAGAGCAGCCGCCUGACCCCCGUAGUGCACAGUCCCCCCCAGCGGAUGUCGAGAGCGAGGCUUUCUCACCAUCUAGGAGAAGCAGGAACAAACUUGCAGCCAAGCCCAGUUCAGCCCUCACUGGCCUCUGAUUCUAUAAGACCAUCCUGCCAGGACCACACUGCCGGCUAUUGUCAUGCCCCGCCCUCAAGGGGGGAAAGCAGAGUACCCUUCCCCUGUCCCUCUAAAUCCGACUCCCCCCAGCACUGGGACGGCAGUGGGAUAACAAUGACCUCUGGGAUUAACGAGUCUGACAUUCAGUCCACCCCCAGUGUGUGUGAGGAAGAGGAGAGCCAAGCAGUCCACACCUCGCAGCCGACUACUGAGCAGCCGCCUGAGCAGCGAAGCCCUUCACCCAAGGCAUCGCAUCAUCGUGUUGCUCCAGUCAGAGCACAGUUGAGUGACAAACAUGAGGCCAUCCAGUCCUUGCGAGUCGAAAUGAAUGUGCUGAGGGAGGGGCUGCAGGCCAGCCUCCGACAGGGUCCCACCGCCCUUCCUGCCUGGGUGGCACCCCCACGUCCUUCUAUCAGGUUUGCUAGAAGCCCAAAAGGCAGGGGAGGGGGUAUGCAGGUCAAACAGAAAACGGAGGAAGAAGAUGGGUGGAAGGAGGAAUCACUAGGGCCUGCCUUCCAGAGAAGGUCUUCCUUCACCUCCUGCUGGAGACCUGACCUUAGCACCCCUGAUUCUGAGCAUUCUGACAGAACCUCCAAGCCAAGGUCUCCCAGGAAUAUCCCAGCAUCGCCUGCAGCACGAGGAGUAAGGGGCCGGACGCGAUCGGACCCCGUGCCAUGCAGAGGAUCCGGCCGGCUGUGUAACCUGACUCACUCCAGUGGUUCUGAUGAACCCAAGAGGCGAGAAACCCGCAGCUCUGCCAAGCCGCCAUCCCGGUCACACCCGAACGGGGGGGCCGCCCACUCAUCACGCUGUCCUCUAUGCAGUACUCCUGAACAGCUGCAUGGGGUUAGAGAAGCCAGAGGGGCAGGCUCUUCUCGGAAGAGACACUUAGACUCCGCCCCCCGAGGCAGGCGACCAAUGAGGAUCUUACGCAAAGCUGCUUCUGUGACGGCCCCACCGCCUCCUUCCCACAGCAGUGAGCCAGUGGUUUACUGUGUGCCAGUUUGUCCCCCGGUGCUGUACUGUCCUAGUCCUGUGCUCGGCGCAGGCCCCACAUACCUGCGUUCCCUCUACCGGCCACUGGGUGGCGCCAAAGCAGAUGCAGAGGAUGCAUCCCUGAAUAGACCUCGGCAGCCGGGCAGCUCCCUGUUAUCCGAUGCAGAUUCCCUCGGCCAGUCCCUAAGCCGCGCCAUUGAGGCUGCCGCGAGUAUGCAGGCUGUCUCCCGGCACAUGGCCCGCUCACUUUCCUCAGGACUUCGUCACCAGGAGGCGCUGGAGCAGUUAUGUCUGCGCUGAAGCCGCCAAAUGUACAGCAGACCACCGUGACGCAUUCACAGCUGCUUUCGUAAACUCAGGGUAUUUGUCCCGCACUGUACUUUCACUUCAGUUGCAGUCGCCUGGGCUUCUCAUGAAGGAAAACCUGCUCAGUUUCUGUGUGAACUGUGUUUGUUAGCAUAAGUAUGAGUGGAAAGUAUGUUUUAUUUCAUUUUUUCUAGUUUCAAACUACAUAAAAAUUAUGACUGCCCUAGGUUCAGUCCUGGUUUAUGCUAGAAUCCAGACGCAACCUACCUGAAUCAGGGAUUCCUCACAGUGACAGUAUAGCUUAAGCCUGUGUUUUUAUACAGUGUAUUUUAACUGGCAAAACUAGGUCUUUAAGUAGUAUCCAUGUUUUGAAUAGUAAUUUAUAUCAACUGAGCAGAGUGUGGUUGUGAUUCUCAUGUGUCUUACUAAACUGUUGCCACUGUGAUAUGGAUAUAGACAGGCUUUGGGUCCAAUGCACUUUUUACAUGUGAAUGUGUUUUUUUUCUAGUGCUUACUUUUUUAAUAAGGCUCUAACGCAGCGGUUCUCAAACUCGGUCCUCGGGCCCCACUGCCCUGCUUGUUUUCCUGCUAUCCCUUGCCUGAACACACCUGAUCCAGGUAAUCAGCAGUGUGUAGGGCAGGGAUAGCUGGAAAACAAGCAGGGCAGUGGGGUCAGAGGGCCGAGUCUGAGAACCACUGCUCUAAGGGUCAGCGGGGAAACGAGGGAGGCGCUGACCUCACUAGCCAGCAGUCACUCAUCUGUGUGGCCAUGUUUACUUCCUGUCUGAAUGACUGCUUCACCUCUCCGGCUUCUACCAUUGAUCAGUUAGAAUGCAUUUGAAGCAUAAUGAGCUGGUAUCUGUGAGGUUUGCGUUACUCUUCAAACAGGCAGAUGUCUCAAAAGAGGACAGCUGCAUUGUUACCAGAGAGGUGUGAUUUGAUAAUGGGCAUAGUCUUAAAGGCACUCUAAUUGUAAAUUCUAUCUACCACAUAAUUACAUAUACAUUGAUUUAUCAUUAUUAUCAAAGGGAGGGGAUGUGCUUGUUUGAAAAUCUUUCUUCUGAACAUUAAUGCAGCUUUAAUUCAUGCAUUACUCUGCAUAACAUCACAUCUACUGAAUGUCGAGCAAUCUGAUCAUUUACAAUGUUGUAAUGUGUAGUUUUUGUGUGUGGACAGCAUUUCACAUCCGUAUGCCGGAUUGCAUGCUGGUUUCUGGUCGUUACCCUGGGUGCUGGAGUCCAGGCCUGCUAGCCCUGAGUCCUCAAGCUGAGCCGCCCACUCUCUGCACUGUAUGUGCUGCACUGGCAUGUUGUCUGACUUGGCUGGAUGUACUGUGUACUCUCAAAGCCAGGUGCCAGGUUCACUCGUAGGAUCUGGGUACAUUUUUGGUCAUUCCAGUGAAUUAGUGGUUAGUGCCCUUAUGUGUAAGCUGACACUGAAGGAAGAUGAAAUUUAGCAAUAUCAAUUCAUAGAAGGGAUAUUUUAGAUAAUGAUGUAGUUGUUAGGGACAUUUUCAUGUUUGACACUGUAAAAAAACAGCUGAAUAUUUGUAAUUUGAUUUUAUAACGUUUGUACUAAAAGUUUCCAAUAGUGCUUUAUAAUACAAGAAAGCACUGUCUUUUUGUAAUAAAGUUAAUAGUAAAUAAUAA
Brienomyrus brachyistius is the source of this 4589-nucleotide messenger RNA. RefSeq names its product AT-hook transcription factor (gene akna). Gene Ontology annotation, cellular component: centrosome. Lineage: Eukaryota; Metazoa; Chordata; Actinopteri; Osteoglossiformes; Mormyridae. Bases 142 to 2934 code for a protein of 930 amino acids. The record is from RefSeq and is a predicted model, not a curated record. The transcript is spliced from 20 exons. Gene Ontology annotation, biological process: epithelial to mesenchymal transition; neuroblast division in subventricular zone; neuroblast delamination.